GGGUGUCAGAGGAACUUUGCGGAGUCAAGCUUCGAGUCAGAUGAACACAUUACGUUGAUGGUAUCCUCCAUUGUGAGGCACGCCCUUCUGUUGUGGCCUUGAGGAUGAUCACCAAUUCCGAUCUCGGUCGUUCGUUCUACAUCUGCUACUUGGCAUGACUCUUUGUUUGCUUCACUCAUCACAUUUUCUAUUGUCUUUUUCUUAUUGAAAAUCGUAAAGAUGGCUUCAAACCAUUACAAAACUCUCAAUGAGCACUAUCCUUGGACAGCGAACCCUACAGUCGUUUUAGCUCCCAUGCGGAUGAUCUCAACACCACCGCUAGCCACUGAAGUGUCGCGAGCCGGAGGCUUUGGAUUUCUUGGUGUCGGUACCGACGUUAGUACAUUCUCUCCCAUGCUCAAAGAAGCGUCAUCAAUCCUCGAGUCAUCCCUCCCGACCUCAGAGGGUGUCCUCCCCAUUGGAGUUGGCUUCAUUUGCUGGGGUGUUGAUCUCUCAGUUGCCAUUUCGGUCUUUGAAUCAGCACCGUUGAAACCAGCUGCUGCAUGGUUGUUUGCUCCUCGAGAGCCGAAAGAUCUGAUAUCGUGGACGGAAGGCAUUCGAAAGGCCACCAACAGCAGAACUAAGAUAUGGAUCCAAGUUGGAACCGUCACAAUGGCUCUCGAUGUAGUGAAGAGCUGCAAUCCUGAUGUUCUUGUCAUCCAAGGAGCAGAUGCUGGAGGUCAUGGUCUCGCUCAGUCAAGCUCAAUCAUUUCCUUGCUACCAGAAUGUGGAGAUGCACUUGCUAAGGAAGGAUUCGGACACAUACCCCUGAUAGCUGCAGGUGGAAUCAUAGAUGGAAGAGGUGUCUCUGCUGCUCUAACAUUGGGCGCCAGUGCAGUGUGUAUGGGAACGAGAUUCUUGGCAGCUCCAGAGACACCUAUUAGCAACGGGUAUAAGAACGCCGUUGUAAAAGCAAGUGAUGGAGGUGUGACGACAGCGAGGACAACCGUCUAUGACAAGAUACGAGGCACGAUUGGCUGGCCUGCUACCUACAAUGCUAGGGGAGUAUUGAAUCAGAGUUUUUGGGACCAUGGAAAAGGUAUGAGUGAAGAAGAGAACAAGAGGUUGUAUGAAGAGGAGAUGAAGAAGGGUGACGCUGGAUGGAGUGAUCAAGGUAGGAUGACGACUUAUGCCGGAACUGGAGUGGGAUUGGUCCGGAAUACUCAACCAGCUGGGGAGAUUGUCAAGGAGGUGAUGCGAGAUGCGAAAGAACGACUUAAGACUGUGGGUAACAUGUUCUAAGCCAUGAGUUAACGUUUGCUUUGAAAUUACAAUUAUCAGAUUCAGGCUCGGUUUAGAAUGUGGCACAUCUAAAAUAUCUUGGAUUCAGCAUUCCAAAUGCAAACUUUUCUCGUUCUCUACCCUUUCGUCUCAACUUGAAUAUCAUCUUACUUCUCGUCCUUUCGUUGCUUCCAACUUUCAUCGUGCUACCAACUUCUAUGGUACUGUCAAGUCCCAUCGUACUGUCAACUUCCAUCAUGUUGCCAACUUUCAUCGCGCUGUCAACUUCCAUCAUACUGUCAUCGACUUUCGUGAUCUGCGUCUUCUAAACAAGAUGUGGGAUCUUAUUACACAACAAUAGUCCAUAUUGCUGAGUUAGCUGACGCCAUGUGGAUAAUUUCCCCCUCCUCUUGCCCGGCACCGUCGAGCUUCUUUGAUACUUCGACAAUGAUGGAGGUUUCGAGAUCGAGACG
Mollisia scopiformis is the source of this 1733-nucleotide messenger RNA. Its product is annotated as NPD-domain-containing protein. The transcript has a single exon. The coding region runs from base 220 to 1281 and encodes 353 amino acids. The record is from RefSeq and is a predicted model, not a curated record. Gene Ontology annotation, molecular function: nitronate monooxygenase activity. NCBI's taxonomy places the organism in Eukaryota, Fungi, Ascomycota, Leotiomycetes, Helotiales, Mollisiaceae.